Messenger RNA from Pongo pygmaeus (Bornean orangutan), 10107 nucleotides. RefSeq names its product TBC1 domain family member 3G-like. The transcript is spliced from 11 exons. Gene Ontology annotation, biological process: regulation of GTPase activity. The record is from RefSeq and is a predicted model, not a curated record. Gene Ontology annotation, molecular function: small GTPase binding; GTPase activator activity. Bases 8321 to 9673 code for a protein of 450 amino acids. Lineage: Eukaryota; Metazoa; Chordata; Mammalia; Primates; Hominidae.
GAGCCACUGCACCUGGCCAAGAAGAAAAAUUAUCUCUGUUUGCCUAUUGAUUUUCUAUGUAAAGAACCCUAAGGAUUCUACAAAAAAUUGUUAGAGCAAAUAAACCAAUCCAGCAAAGUUACAAGAUACAAAAUCAACACGCAAAAAUCAGUUGCAUUUAUAUACAAUAGCAAUAAACAUUCCAGAGAAAAGAAUAUCAUUAUAAUAGCAUCAAAAAGAAUAAGGCACUUUAGAAUAAAUUGAUCCAAGAAGGUGAAAGACUCAUACACUGAAAAUGAUAAAACCUUGCUGAAAGUAAUUAAAGAAGACAUAAAUAAAUGAAAGACAUCCUAUGUUUAUGAAGGAGGACUUAAUAUUGUUAUGAUGUCAAGACUAUCCAAAGCAAUCUACAGAUUCGAUGUAAUCCUUCUGAAUAUUCCAAUGGCACGUCUGAUUUUCUUUCUGAAAUAGAAAACUCAUUUUAAACCUCAUAGGGAAUUUCAAGUCACCCUCCCUGAAUAAUCAAAACAAUUUUGAAAAAGAAGAAAAGAGUUGGAGAACUUGGCCGGGCAUGGUGGCUCAUGCCUGUAAUCCCAGCACUUUGGGAGGCCAAGGCAGGUGGAUCACGAGGUCAGGAGAUUGAGACCAUCCUGGCUAACACAGUGAAACCCUGUCUCUACUAAAAAUACAAAAAAAUUAGCCAGGCGUGGUGGCAGGCACCUGUAGUCCCAGCUACUCGGGAGGCUGAGGCAGGAGAAUGGCGUGAACCCGGGAGGCAGAGCUUGCAGUGAGCUGAGAUCAUGCCACUGCACUCCAGCCUGGGCAACAGAGUGAGACUCCUGUCUCAAAAAAAAAAAAAAAAACAACAACAGGCCAGGUGCAGUGGCUCACACCUAUAAUCCCAGCACUUUGGGAGGCUGAGGUGGGUGGAUCUCUUGAGGUCAGGAGUUCGAGACCAGCCUGGCCAACACGGUGAAACUCCAUCUCUACUACGAAUACAAAAUAGCUGGGCAUGAUGGCGUGCACCUGUAAUUCCAGCUACUCGGGAGGCUGAGGCAGGAGAGUCACUUGAACCCAGGAGGCAGAGGUUGUAGUGAGCCAAGAUCACGCCACUGCAUUCCAGCCUGGGUGACAGAGUGAGACUCUGUUUCAAAAAAAAAAAAAGGAAAAGAAAAACCGAAAACUGUGAUACUGGCAUAAGGACAGACAUCGAGAUCAAUGGGGUGGAAUAGAGGGCCCAGAAACAAACCCUCACAUCAGUGGUCAGUUGAGUUUUGAAAAGGGUGCCAAGAUGUGCUGGGCACAGUGGCUCACACCAGUUAUCCUAAUACUUUGGGAGGCUGAGGCAGGAGGAUCACUUGUGGUCAGGAGUUUGAGACCAGCCUGGCCAACAUGGCAAAACCUUGUCUUUACCAAAAAUACAAAAAUUAACCAGGCAUGGUGGCAGGCGCCUAUAAUCCCAGCUCCUUGAGAGGCUAAGGCAGGAAAUUUGCUUGAACCUCGGAGGCAGAGAUUGCAGUGAGCCGAGAUCGCACCACUGCACUCCAGCCUGGGACCCAGCGAGACUCUGUCUCAAAAAAAAAAAAAGAAAAAGAAAAAAGAAAACUAUACAUUUUCUUACAUGUAUACAUCUGUCUUUCAUAUACUUGUAACUCAGAAAACCAUGCUUUCACAAAUAUAAUAAUAGAAAUACAAUAAUAUUGGCAAUCAUGACAUUCGUGAAACUGUAAAGAAUAAACUGGCCAGAUGCUGUCUCUUACACCCUAGAACCCAGGAUCUGGUCAAAGCUUCUCUUGGUUAUAUGAACUCACUUCAUGGACCUGUCAUAAGGCUCAAAAGAGAUACUGUAAUCAAAAGCAUCUUGUAAACUGCAAAAGCCUGUAGAUAUGUGGUUCAUCUAAAUCCAGGCACUUCAAUGACUGAUAGCUGCCCCCCCAGAACCUCCUUUCUCGAUUCUUAACAUAAACAACUUACAUUUCCAAGUCCAGUUCAAAAGUUAUAUUCUGCGCUAUGGGACCCUUGGGUGGGUGAGGUAUGCAAGAUAAUUUUGGGUGGUGCAGGGUGAAUAAUUUCAAUUGACAUAAAAAUGUGUUUACCUUACUGGGUAAAUCAGGGGUCCCCACCUGUUAGGAACCAGGCUGCACAGCAGGAGGUGAGCAGCCAGCCAGGGAGCAAAGCUUCAUCUGUAGAAACAGCCGCUCCCCAUCCCUCACAUUACCGCACGAGCUCUGCCACCUGUCACAUGAGUGGUGCCGUUACAUUCUCAUAGAACCCAACUGUGAACUCAGCAUGCCAAGAAUCCAGAUUGCGUGCUCCUUAUGAGAACCUAAUGCCUGAUGAUCUGUGACUAUCUCCCAUCACCUCCCGAUGGGACCAUGCAGUUGCAGGAAAACAAGCUCAGGGCUCCCACUGAUUCUAUAUUAUGGUGAGUUGUGUAAUUAUUUCAUUAUAUAUUACAGUGAAAUAAUCAUAGAAAUAAAGCACACAAUAAAUGUAAUGGGCUUGAAUCAUCUCUGCAUCAUCCCUUCCCCUUCUCCCAGGUCCGUGGAAGAGUUGUCUUCAAGAAAACUGCUCUCUGGUGCCAAAAAGUUUGGGGACCGCUGGUGAAAACGUUUCUAAGAAUAGUCAAGCAACUUAAGCUUUACAUGCUACGAAGUAUACAGGUUUAAAUGCUAAUAAAAAUAGGUGCAAAUGAAAACACUCUUUCUGUGGUCCAGGGAAUCUUAACCAUUCUAUCAGAAAGACUUGCAGCUUGGAGCUGCAGCUGCCCUCCCACAUCCUUCCCACUGUAAAGCCCUGCAACACACACACACACACACACACACACACGCACAUGCAUACACAUGCAUAUACUUGCAGACACACAUGCACACAGAUACACAUACAUAAAUACAUUCCCAUGUAUAUACCUGCACACACACAUACAUACGUACACAUGCAUAUAAAUGCGCACACACACAGACACACACACACGCUGUGCUUCAUGCCCUCACUAGGGUGGCCUGGGAGGAAAUGCGUGUUUUUAGGAGAAAUGAAGACAACUGAGGCCCCUCAUUCUCCUGGUGUUUGCACAAGAGCCUUCUCUGCAGACCAUGCUCCAGUCUCUUUCUUGGUUCUCCCUGUUACUGAAAGAGAGAAGCAGAGGCCCGGCACAUACUCAGCUGCUUAGGGCUCAAGCCAAGUUCGCAAGCUUCCUGGGGAGCCUAGUGAGAUGAAGGCACUGCAGAGCCUCCCCAAAAGAGGCGUCGGCUUUUCAUGGAUCCUUGAGCCCAGGAAGGCGAUGGGUCAGACAUCACACUUCAUCAGAAGACCCGAGCAAACUCCGGUGAGAAAGGGCAAUGGUCAAAGAUUUUAUUCUCUCGGAGAAGGGGUUCUCGGGCUGUAAGCAGCAGGCAGAAGACUUUAUUGCAUGCGUAGUUAGGUGAUGGCGACCUACGGUUUUCACUGGGGACUGGGAUCGAGAGUGACCCGACCUCCUACUCACGCUCGUCUCUCCCUGUCUCUCUCUUUGCCUUUUGUGUCUCUCCCUAUCUCUUGCUCCUUUUCCUCUCAGCCUCCUCUGUCUCUUUCCUUAUCUCUCUUCCUCUCUCUCCCUCACUCCUUCUCCCCAUCUCUCUUUCUCUCUCCUUCUUUUCCACUUCUCUCUCCCUCCCCAUCUCUCUGCCUGCCACUGUUCAGGCUCCUGGGGCCCCACGUGGGUGGGUGGACACAGGACUCCUAGGCUAUCUUUCACAGCGCAAGCAGAGGGCUGCAGGACCUUGGUCCCCACCUCCCAGCAUCCUCAAAAUGAGGGGUGUGGGGUGUGCCUGUGCUCUCCUGGGUGGGAACCCCACACUCCAGGAAAUAGAAACCGCAGGUCACAGCUGGCUUGAGUGGUGCCCAUGGGGCUGCCAGCUUCCAUCGUGUGAUCUGCUGAGGCCAAAGCAGAGGACAGCAGCCCAGGCCCGACUCUGCAGCAGGGUGGGGGUAGGGGUGGGCUUGGGGGUGGGGAUGGGGAUGGGAGCCGCCAAUGCAAACUGGCCCCUGGCUGGUUUCCUACCCUGCACCCUGCCAUGCAAGGCCUCCUCUCCCACCCCUACCCCUGUCUGUCCCACCUCCACCCCUAGGCUGUCCCCCACCCAGGCUCCAGAAGUCUCCCAGGAUCCAGGAACUAAGGGCAACCACUGGGUUCCACAGCCCCUAGUCCAUGGGUCAGCCACCCCUCUGUGUGCUGACAAACCUUGGCUCUCACGCCCCACCCCAAGCCAACCACAGAGCCCUGUCUCCCCACCAGCAUUAUUACCGCCUCCUGAUUUUGGCCCUGACAGCCCUGCUUCCUGGUAACCUUGCCCCCUCCCACCCUGCUCCUGGCAAGCCCAAAGGCCAGCGCCCUCCACCCACCCUUCCUGGGGGCCACUCUACUAUCUCCUUGCCCAGAUGUCUUAACCUGGCUUUACCAAGCUAGAAUAAAUAACAGGGAUGAGGCCCCGGACUCCGCCAGGAAAAUGUGCCAAAAUACUCCAUUUAGAAGCGGGAACAGUGAUGGGGCCUAUGAAUGACCCCAGGAUUGUCACCCAAGCAGCAAGAAGAGCAAGGAGACCGGUUUCCUGCUCUUACCCGGGGAGGACGUGGCCAGGGCUCCACAAGGCCUUGGAGAGGGGUGGGUAGGAGAGCAGAUCCACCCUCCUCUUGAGGAAGCAACCACCACCCCCAGGAAGCAGCAGAUGGUGGCACACAGGCAGAGUCCCCACGUGCUGUAGAGCAGGGCCAGCAGAUCUGUACUCAGCCUCAGCCCCAGGGGAGCUGCAAGAUAGACUGAGACCCUCACAGAUUGGGCUCUGUGCCCCCACCCAAAUCUCAUCUGGAAUUGUAAUCCUCCUGUGUCAAGGGAGGAACCUGGUGGGAGGGGAUGGGAUCUGGGGACAGUUUCCUCCCUGCUGUUCCCCUGAUAGUGAGGGAGUUCUCAGGAGAGCUAAUGGUUUGAAAGAGUGGCACUUCCUGGUUCUUCACUCACUCCCUCCUGCCCCCUUGUGGAGAAGGUGCAUGCUUCCCCUUCGCCUUCUGCCAUGACUGUAGGUUCCCUGAACUGGGAGUCAAUUAAACCUCUUUCCUUUAUAAAUUAUCUAGUCUCAAGUAUUUCUUUAUAGCAGUGUGAAAACAAACUAAUAACCCUCCCUGAGGCACCUUCUCCUUAGGCAACCAGCUGUCUCCAUGCUCCUCCUCUGCCCCCUGUUCUUUCUUUUCCCCUCAUGAGGCCCAAGUGAUAAACAGGGCCAGCCCCAGCCCCAGCCCCAGCCCCAGCCCCGUCCUACUGCAGGCCUGUGUGGCUGCUGGAGAGGCCAUGCUCCUUUCCUCUCCCCGAGCCUGCCUGAUACGCUUUCUGGAUCCUGGAGGAAACUGACCCACUAUUCUCAUACUGGUGCAACAUCACCAGUAUGAGUACCAGUCUUGGUACAACUUCCAAGACUUCAAAGCUGUACCAUUUGAGCCAGGCUUUUUUCUUGUCUCCACUUGCUAGGGCUGUCGUUGGGACAGCCCUAGAGGGUGGUGCCAAUGGAUGAAUGGAUGGAUGGACAGUAGUCCAGGGAUGAUGUCCCUGUCUAUCCUGAACUCGGCCCUUCCUCCAAUGAGAAGCCUUCCUGAGUGAGUAUAUUCAAUCAUCCCUUGGUAUCCAUGGAGGAUUAGUUCUAGGUUCCCUCGGAAUGCCAAAAUCCAUGGAUACUCAAGUCUCUGAUAUAACAUGGCCUAGUAUUUACGUAUAAGCUAUGCAUAUCCUCCCGUAUACAUUAGACCAUUACUAGAUUAUUCAUGAUGUGUAAUACAAUGCAGAUGCUACAUGAAUGGUCGUGAUACUGUAUUCUUUAGGGAAUGAUGACAAGAACAAAGUCUGCACAUGUUCCAUAGAAACAUAACCAUCCAAUUUAUUUUCUGAAUAUUUUCCAUCUGCUGUUGCUGAAUCUACAGAUGCAGAGCUCCUGGAUACGAGAGUGAAGUGUGCUUUGAGAGUAGGGUGGGUGAGGUUGCUAAUGAGUACAGGGGAGCAGGUGUUGAUCGGGAGGACCCUGCACUGGGGCAUCUGGACGUCCUGCCUCAGGACUUGAGACUCCAGUUGGAUGGCAAAGGCAGACUCAGCCCAGGUCAAAGCCGUCCCCUUGAAGUUUCAUUUUAUCCCAAGCUCUUUCUGGACCCUGGAAUUUGGCAUCCCCUAGGCCCUGCGUGGAAGGACAGCUGAACCAGGUUUUAGAUAACAUGUCUAGAAGAGUGAGCUCCUAGUGUGUGCCCGGCACUUUCCCCACAGGAUCCUCUAGCUAGAUUAUCCAAGGGUCAUGGAGAGAAAUACCCAGUUAAAAUAUCAGAAAUGAAGAAGUGAUACCAUUAGAGACACUAAAAAGACCAUUAGGUAAUAGUAUUAGCUUUUAUAUUCUGAGAUCCAACAGCAGCAGUCACUUCCCUCCACCCCUAUGUGUAUCCCAGGACCACCCUGGGCAGGGAGGGCUGAAGUUAGGGAGCACCCAUGGAUGCUCUGAUGCUGGCCCUGGGCCUCAGGGGUGACAGUGAUGAGGAACUGGGUGCACACAUGAGUGGGGCAGCCGGGCCUGGCCAGAGAAAACACACACGUGUACAGACGUGUUUACCCACAUACACAUGUGCACGCACGUGCACAAACACAUCGCAGGCAGGCAUGUUGACGCCUCAGGCAGCGGAGGACCCUGACUAUGGGCCCUGCUGACCCGGGCAAGGCCCCAUUGUGAUGCGUGCCAUGACCUCAGAAUGUCACUGGUGCUUAGCACCUAUCCGCUCUCUGGCCUGCCUCAGUGUUCUACAGCAGUUACACACAGGCAGUGGUAUCUGUGAGCAGCUCUGUGGACUCAAAGGUUUUCUCCCUGAGAGGCAUAACCCAGGCCAGCUGAUUCAUCAGAAUCAGGUGAGUGUGACCUGCUCUCUUCCCUCCAGGUUGACUUGGGGACAGUGGUUACAGUGUGGGCGGUGUUAGCGUCUGUGGGGCAGCUACCGAGGAGGGUCAUCCCUGAGCACUCACCAGGCGCCCGUUCUACACUGCCCGUGUAGACGAUUGGCUCUUUCGUCCUCGUGGUGGCUUCGUAGAGUGGGUGCUGUUCCCAAAUGUACCCAUUCGACAGAUGAGACGUCUGGGGUCAGAGAGGCAGUAACCGGCCUGGGAAUCCAGACGUGACCCUGAGUUUUGCUCUCAGCCCUGCCGUGUGCUGUGCUGGAAUUCAGGCCUGAACCCUGUGACCUCCCUGCCCUAGAUCCCAAAUCUCCCCAGGUUUCCGAUCCCGAUGGGGCAGAGCCUGGUCCUGGCAGAUCUAUACCCACUGGUAUAGAUCCACUGUGGGUGGGGUGAAUAGGACGGUCCUCAGAACACCUCUGUGCCCUAAGCUGGGUCCUGAUGGUCGCUGUGGGCCCCACUGAACACACAUGGUCCCUUGUCCAGGGGAGCCUGCUGCCCUUGGGCAGCUGUGGAAAAUGAAGGAGCCCUGGAGGGCUGGCUGAGGGGAGACUAUCUUCCCUUCUGUUCAAAGGGGUCCAGGCACUAGGGUUCUCCCCAGGUAUUUCUUGCUCUGUGUGGUCCUCUCGAGGCCUCGCCCUCCUUUUGCCCCGAGUAUUCCCAGGAGGGACGGUCCACCCAGGUGUUCUCCAGGACCAAGGACCCACUGUUCUUCCUCAGUGACCCAGGAAAAUGAAGCCUCCUCCUCUAGGGACAGCUCAGAAUGGUGGACUCCACAGUCCCUCUGCGAGAGACGUGGUUUCCAUGAGUACAAUAGAUCUUUUUCAUCCCCAAGCCGAACACCCUCCUGCUCAACAGGCGUUAUUCCUAAAGUGGAUUCACUGUUCAGACUGAAGGGCCGCAGUAGCCAAAGUGAUGAGCGGAGUAGAACCGAGCAGUCAGGAGAGAUCUUGUUCCCUGUAGGAAACGGGGCAUCUCUGUGGCCCUGAGCAUCCCAGGAGGCCGAAUGUACAGAGACUUCUGGUCGCUGAGCCCAGUCUGCCUCCACAUCCCUGGAAUAGCCCAUCAUGGGCCCUUCACCCUUGGCAGGUGGAAACCAUUCAACCUGCUGGGGCAGGUGUGCCCCCAUUUCAUGGCAUUUGGGGACAACAGGAUUCUCUGUGUAGGUCCCACUGUACUCAAGUCCUUGGGAAGAUGCCCACCCCUGCUUGGGACUUGAGACUCCAGAGACUCGAGCAGCUGUGGGCCACUGGGUCUGGCCCCUUUUUACCUGGGGGCCGCAGUGGAAUGGGGUUUACGCAGCCAGCCAGCAUCUGGGAGCCCGGCGGGAGUGGUUCAGGUGUUCUGCGAAGCUGUCAGGUACAGUGUAACCUUUAGACAAUUUUAUCUCACAGGAUGGACACGGUAGAGGACGCAGACAGUUGGUGGGCACAAGAGCGAGAGGACAUCAUUAUGAAAUACGAAAAGGGACACCGAGCUGGGCUGCCAGAGGACAAGGGGCCUGUGCCUGUUGGAAUCUACGGCAACAUUGAUCACUUUGGAAUUCUGCAUGAGACGGAGCUGCCUCCUCUGGCUGCGCGGGAGGCGAAGAAUCGGCGGGAGAUGAGACGGACGAGCAAGUGGAGGAAAAUGCUGGGAGAAUGGGAGACAUAUAAGCACAGUACAAAACUUAUAGAUCGAGUGUACAAGGGAAUUCCCAUGAACAUCCGGGGCCCGGUGUGGUCAGUCCUCCUGAACAUUCAGGAAAUCAAGUUGAAAAAUCCGAGAAUAUACAAGAUCAUGAAAGAGAAGGGCAAGAGGUCAUCUGAACACAUCCACCAGAUCGACCUGGACGUAAGCGGGACAUUAAGGAAGGAUAUCUUCUUCAGGGAUCAAUAUGGAGCCAAGCAGCGGGAACUAUUCUACAUCCUCCUGGCAUAUUCGGAGUAUAACCCGGAGGUGGGCUACUGCAGGGACCUCAGCCACAUCGCUGCCUUGUUCCUCCUUUACCUGCCUGAGGAGGAUGCAUUCUGGGCACUGGUGCAGCUGCUGGCCAGUGAGAGGCACUCUCUGCAGGGAUUUCACAGCCCAAAUGGUGGGACAGUCCAGGGGCUCCAAGACCAACAGGAGCAUGUGGUACCCACGUCACAACCCAAGACCAUGUGGCAUCAGAUCUCUCUCGGGCUCACCCUGCGCCUGUGGGACGUCUAUUUGCUGGAAGGAGAACAGGUGUUGAUGCCGAUAACAAGCAUUGCCUUUAAGGUUCAGCAGACCAAACCCGAGCAAGGGUCCUCGGCAUCCAGGCCUGUGCCGGCUUCACGUGGCGGGAAGACCCUCUGCAAGGGGGACGGGCAGGCCCCUCCAGGCCCACCAGCCCGGUUCCAGCGGCCCAUUUGGUCAGCUUCCCCGCCAUGGGCACCUCGUUCUUCCACACCCUGUCCUGGUGGGGCUGUCCGGGAAGACACCUACCCUGGGGGCACUCGGGAUGUGCCCAGCCCGGCCCUGGCUCAGGGAGGACCUCAGGGUUCCUGGAGAUUCCUGCGGUGGAACUCCAUGCCCCACCUCCCAACGGACCUGGAUGUAGGGGGCCCUUGGUUCCCGCAUUAUGAUUUCGAACAGAGCUGCUGGGUCCGUGCCAUAUCCCAGGAGGACCAGCUGGUCACCUGCUGGCAGGCUGAACACCCUGCGGAGGGGGUGAGAUUGGCUUUCUCUGCACUGAGCCACAACGUGGGCAUGGACUUCCCGGCCCUGCAGUGCACCCAGCACUGAAUUCUACCAGGGCACCCCCUUCAGAGCUAGGGACGAACAGCAGUGCGCUCCCACCUCAGGGCCUUGCCUCUGCUGCCUCCACUUGGAAAUUUCUCAGUUCCCUCCAGGUUUCUAGAAGCCUCUGGGCCAGGGCUCAUGGCUGGAUAAUUUCCCAAGGCUUAACAACCCAAGCAAGCUUCCCAUCCUCGUUUUAUUUUUUGUUAAACUUAUGAAAAUUUAUUAAGAAAGUAUGCAGCUCGAGAGACAUUCAGAGAUGGAACACACCAGCCCCCAGAUCACAAAGUCAACCAUGCCUAGCCCCUCCCAGCACCCCCAGCCCCACGACCAGCGUUCUGAAUUCUGAUGACACCAUGAGCCUGCCUUUGUACUUUAAACUCAUGGAAGGAUAACCACCUUCACGUUUUAAAAUAAAUGUUUCCUGUUGAAUGAUUUUA